This is a messenger RNA of Orbilia oligospora ATCC 24927, 1371 nucleotides long. RefSeq lists its product as uncharacterized. The coding region runs from base 1 to 1371 and encodes 456 amino acids. The transcript has a single exon. The record is from RefSeq and is a predicted model, not a curated record. NCBI's taxonomy places the organism in Eukaryota, Fungi, Ascomycota, Orbiliomycetes, Orbiliales, Orbiliaceae.
AUGAGGAUCUGUUUGCUUCGAGCGGCCCCGGGGCAGGAAGACGACCCGCGUUAUUCGGACAUUGAACUCUUCACGGAUAGACACACCUUCGAACAGCGAUUUAUCAGCAGGGAUACUAUCAAACAGGACUUAAACUUCGCUGCGGCAGAAAGUUUUGACCUUUAUUUCAAUUUCCUACACUGGACUUGGUACGGAAGCGACAAUAAAGAAGUUGCCAUUCUUGCUGCAAAAUAUAUCGAGUAUUUGGCAAUUCCAGUUAUUGGGCUACCCAGUCGCGUUUUGGAGAAAUAUGGGCUGGACGAAGAUGGCCGUCUUGUGAUUGGAGACCUAAAUACCGCUCAGGAAGAAGAUGUUACUGCCGGAGACGAGUAUUCAUGCACGAUCAUUGAACUCGAUAAUACGCCUAUACCCUUAUGUCCCGUCUUUGCCCAUACCGAGAUUCCUCUCAAGUCAACCUCCAGCCCAGUUUUUCUCAAUGCAAUUCAAAAACUCACAGAAGAUGCAUUCUAUGCGAAUGAUCUACAUGGAACGUUCUGGUGUACUUUCCUCGUCUGCCUCAACAAAGACUCGAAACCAACUUUGACAGGAAUAACCCCGAUGCCAAAGACAAUAUUCCCGUUCGCCGGAGACGGAAAAAACUCAGCCGCUGAAGCCUGUGCUGUUCGCCAGUCAUUCCCAGGAAGUUACCGGUCAUUGAUCCACUCCCUGAUAGCCUCCUACUUUCUAAAACGAAACCGAAAUAUCGAAGUUUCUCGUCAAGUCGGCCAGGAGUUCGAUACUGUCGCUUCUAAGUAUGACACUGUAACUGCGGGGAUUUAUCAUGAAGGCCUCAAAGGUAUUGUGCAAAAGUACAAUUUCGACGGCGUCGUUCUUGAUAUCGCUUGUGGAACGGGAUUGGUAGCCCGACUUCACGGCGAUACACAUAAUCGCAGCAGGUUUAUUGGGAUGGAUAUUUCCUUACAAAUGAAAACGGAAUGUCUCCGUCAUGGAUUAUACAGCAACGUUCUCGUCGGUCCCAUGCAGCGGCUAUUAAUAGUCCAGAGAGAUACCGUACACCAUGUCAUAUGCAUCGGAGCUUUCCUGUUCCUCGAAAGUAACGAGUUAUCGCUAGUCUUAUCGCGGAUAUUUCAAUUGGCAACGGCUUCGGUUACAUUUACCAUCGAUGAAAUACCAGAUUCCUAUAAUAAAGCUCAGACGGAGAGGGGGCGUGGGCAUAUGGCCGGGUUUAAUCAUCUGGAUGAAGUUGAGAGAUUUGGAAUACCAGUCGGUUGGAAGUUGGCUGAUCGCUGGCGGUUUUUGGGAUGGACCUCGCCGACGACAGGUAGUGAAAUAUAUUCAAACGUGUUCAGGUUUGAGGCGCUACAAGAAUAG